UGAUUUCAUUGAAACUUUAAUUUAUUAUUAUUAUUCAAUUAAAUUAAAUUAGAUUUAUGAGUAUAAAUUUGGAUUAAAAUAAGUAAUUUUCUUUAUGUCAUUGACAAAUUAAACAAAUUACACUUGAAUCAUUUAUUGUAUAAAUAUAACAUUUACAUAUAGUAUUAUUAUUAUUAUUGUUUUAAUAAUUACAAUAUGACUGAUCGUCAUCAUCAAUAUAAUAAUAAUAAUAAUAAUGAAAAACAUUCAGUUAUAGAUGGAAAUUGUACAAAAGAUGAUUGUAUAGCAUUUAGUAAUAUAAAAGAAAAUCGUACAUCUAAUACAAGUAUUUUUAUUGAUAAUGAACAUAAUAAAACUAGUCAAAAUUCAUUUCAUUUAUGGAAUUCACAUAAAUAUAAACAUGUAGACAUUUGGAGACCACGUAAUAAAUGGGAGUUUUGUUUUAUAUUUGCAGUGAUAAUUAUUGUAAUUUUAUUGAUUAUAUUUAUUAGUUUAUGGGGAGCUCAAUUAAUUGUUAAUCAAUAUAACCCUUGUUUAGAACCUACAUGUAUCAAAGUUGCUGCAGAAAUUCUUAGCAAUAUGGAUACAAGUGUAUCACCUUGUGAUGAUUUCUUUGCAUAUUCCUGCAAUGGGUGGAUAAAGCAUAAUUAUAUACCACAAGGUCAUAAUUCUUGGUCUGUAAUGCGUAAACUAUCCAAAUAUGACGAGCAUUUUACCAAAGAACUACUUGAAAAUCGUUCGCAUACAGACACUAGUCGUGGUUUCACUUUGGCACAAAUAUACUAUAAUUCAUGUAUGAAUGAAUCUGUUAUUGAAAGUCGAAGAUUGACACCUCUUUAUGAUUAUAUUAAAAAAAUAUUUAAUGGUUGGUUAUUACUUCCGAUUGGGAAUCCAGCAGCCGGGGAACAAAAUGCUAAUCUUUUUCGUCCUGGCACAUUUGAUUUAACAGAUAUGUAUUUACCUCUGUUGAAGUAUUUAGGUGCAACACCAUUAUCCCGUAUUUUAGUUGGACAAGAUCAGAUGAACUCCUCUCGAUUUGUAAUAGAUCUUACAGAAGGAUAUCUUAGUUUACAAAGAGAAUAUUAUGUAAACGAUUCGUAUCCAGCUUAUUCAAAAAAAACUGAAGCAUUUCGUCGAUUUAUGCGGAAUUAUUCCCUCUUGUUAGGAGUGCCAAACUCGUCGUUACAUGAAGUAGAUAAAAUUUAUGAAUUCGAAAAACAGAUUGCAUUGAGAACUGAAGACCGUAGCGAAAGAGACCCGGAGAAAAACUACGAACUUGUUACUCUACAAAAUUUAUCUUCUAUUUGUCCUGUGCUUAAUUGGACGAAAUUAUUUGACUAUAUAUAUGCACCACUAAACUUCAAGCUUUCUCAAGAUCAAGUGAUCGCAUUACAUGAUCGUACAUUCUUCAGAGAACGAUGUGCUUUAUAUGAAGAAUAUUUGAAAACAGAGGACGGUAUUCGAACUUUACACAAUACUGCUGUAUGGCAUUUAAUGUGGAGAACAGUCCCACGUAUGCCAAAAGAAGUUAAUGAAAUGUUGGAAGAAUACAGAGAAGCAGAACUAGGAUUGAAAGUUGAUCCGGAUCGCUGGCAGAUGUGCGUUAACGAAGUACAAGUUCCAUUCGGAAUGGUAAUUGGUAGACAUUUUGUUCACGAAAGAUUUAAUCAGAAAAGUAAGGAAGCGGCUACAGAAAUGAUAACUGAAAUUAAGACGGCAUUUAAAGAGAAUUUCGCUAGUGUCGAAUGGAUGCAAGAAGCUGAUAAGCUUAAAGCAAUUGAAAAGGUGGAUUCAAUGAAAGCUUCAGUUGGUUAUCCACAAAAUAUUGAUAAUAUAACAGAAGAAAAUAAGUCGUUUUCAUAUUUUGUUGAUUUGAAUGAAUCAACUUAUUUUGAAAAUGCAUUACAUUGUUCUGAAGCAUUGUUUCUUGAUAUUCUACGGGAACUGAUAAUCCAGGACCCAGAUAGAUGGUCUUUACCAGUUCAUAUUGUAAAUGCAUUUUAUAAAGAAAAUUCAAAUCAUAUAUUUUUUCCUGCUGGUAUACUACAAAGUCCAUUAUAUCAUCAUGAACAACCGUUAUCAUUAAAUUUUGGUGGAAUUGGUAUGGUUGUUGGACAUGAAAUAACUCAUGCUUUUGAUCAACAUGGUGCUAAAUUCGAUGCUAAAGGAAAUAUGCGAGACUGGUGGAGUGCAGAAACAUUGUCAGCUUUCGAAAAAAAUUCACAAUGUAUGAUUGAUCAGUAUAGUAAUUAUUCAAUUCUUAAUACAAGUCUUAAUGGAAAAAUGACAUUAGGUGAAAACAUCGCUGAUAACGGAGGUCUUAAAGCAGCCUAUAAAGCAUUUAAAAAGUUGGAAGCCAAAUAUUCCGACAAACCUAUAUUGCCUGGUUUAAAAUUCACUCCAGAUCAGUUAUUUUUCAUUGGAUUUGCCCAGCUAUGGUGCAUUAAAAGCCUCCCUCAAUCAGUUCUUAAUACUGUGCUUUUUGAUGUCCAUACAGUGGAGCAGUACAGAGUAAUUGGUACCAUAACAAAUUCAAAAGAAUUUGCUAAAGUUUUCAAUUGUCCUGCAGGAUCACCAAUGAAUCCUGUAAAGAAAUGUCAUGUUUGGUAAAUAUUAUUACGUAUUAUAAUUUUAAACAAAACGCUAUGUUUCAAUCCUAUUAUUCCAUCUCAUUCCCAUUUUGGAUAAUUUGGGCAAUUUCACAUAAACAAUUCUUCAUCAGUAUUAUCACUAUCGUCUUUGUUGUUGAAAUGAUCUUUAUUGUUAUCAUUAUUAUUAUUAUUAAUAUUCGUACAAAUUUUUAUGCAAAUAAAUGAAACGUGAUUAAGCUCAAUUCCAAUACUUGAUAAUAAAUGUCUUUUAAUUAUGUCAAUAUAUUCCUAAGUAGAUGGAUGUGCUUGUGCGUGUGUGCGAGUGUUUAUAUGUAGUUCCCUUUGUUUUGAUGUUUUUAUUAAGGGGAAAUAUAAACUUUCAAUCUAAAUGUAUUCAUAUGGUUACAUACUCUUAUAUGUGUAAAUGUUAAUGUGUUUACUUGUAUGGAAUAUAUCUCUAUGUGUAUGUGUAAAUUCAUUUACAUUCAUACAUGAAGAUCUUUAUCAAUCGACAAUUCCUAUCAAACUAAUGAACAUUGAAUUUGUGAUCUUACAUAAUCGUUUGUAAUUUUCAAGAUUUUUCAUUAUGAUUAAUAAUCAGAUUAGUAGUGGAUAUAAUUUUUGUUUCUUUUUUUUCUUUCUUUUUUUCGUUAGUUCUUGUUUCAGUCUUUUUUUUCUAAUUACAUGAUUAAACGAAAAUAAAAUAAUAAUCAUUCGCUUCAGUUAUAUAUUUCUUUUGUGCUUUUUUGUAUUCUUCUGUGAAUAUUUUGUGCCUGACCUUGAAAUGAAUAAAGAGGGGAACAAAAGAGAAAAACACAGUAAAACAAUCUAUUUUAGUAAAGUUCUUAUCAUUUACACAUUAAGAAAACCUAAUAUUUGUAUUACAGUGUAUUCAACAUGUUUGUUUUGUUUUGUUUUUUUAUUUAUUUUAUUGUCCAAACAUAAAAUGUGUUUUUUUAAAAAGGAAUAAUGCAAUGGGAUAUAUAUGUGGUCUAGUUUUCUGUUGAAUGAUGAAUAAUGUAUUUAAUAGUUAUUGUGAUUUUAUCUUCAUUAUUACUGUUUGAUCAUUCAGUUAUCUGAAAAUCUAUUAAGUUAACCAAUAAUAUUUUUUGUUGAAACUCCAAUGGUAUUCGUCAUCGUACAUGUUACAUUUGCUUAAACAUAUGAUAAAUCUUGGUUCAUCUUUAGAUCUAAGGGGGGUUUAUGACUUUCACUCAUAACAGAUUAGCUAGCGCUUUAUGAAUAAAAAGUGUAAAUACUAGCGAAAUAAAACAUGUCAUGUUUUAUAGUAAAGCUUGAUAUUGUUGAAAGUAAUGCUAAAGUGCUUUGAGCAUGGAUGAAUACUGUAAACAUAUUAUAUAAUUUGUAAAUAAAGCAAUUCAGGAGAUCGACAUCCUACUGUUUUCUAUAAAGUUAAUGACUGAUUUAUUAGGUCAGUUCAGUGAACAUUGUUAAGGAUGUGAAACAAAAAAAUAUUCUUCAUAAAUACCUAUAUUAACGAUACCUAUACAAAGUGAUUUUGGUAGAUAGAAAGCUAUUCGAGUUAGGGUUAUCGGAUUUUAGGUGAGCUAUGAUUUAUAAAAAUUUUAAAAACGAUUUACUAUAAUAUAGUCUUUUAUGCAACACUCUUCAUUUAUAAACUUGAAUAAGCAAAGAACAAAGUAUAGAUACUUUAUGUUACAUACAUCAGAACUAAACUGAGAUAGAAUAAUAAUAAGAGACCAUAAUAUGGGAAGAUUAAAAUUGUUCAAAUGUUCGCUCAUUUAUAGGUUAAGUACAUGAAUAUUCUAGAGAAGUAUGGAAACAGAAUAUUUUCUACUCGAAACAGAAGAUAAAUUAUGUAAUAUAUAGACUAGUUGAGUAAAUCUCAGUAGUAAGAAUUAAGAUAUUAGAUUAUGUAAAGACUAUGUAAAAAUAAAAACAAAGUAUUACAUAAUAAUCUCAUAAAAAAUAACGUCAUGAGGGUAAACAUUUCUGUUUCCGUACUUUUUUAGAAUUGUCGAGGACAUUAGAUUCC
Messenger RNA from Schistosoma bovis, 4608 nucleotides. Lineage: Eukaryota; Metazoa; Platyhelminthes; Trematoda; Strigeidida; Schistosomatidae. The record is from the annotation of a GenBank genome assembly.